UUAAUUAUAUAGAAAAUGACUAUGAAUGAAGAAACAGUAUUUCAGAAUGAAAUUAGUGAAGAAGAUAAUCAAGGUGAUCGUGUGUUAGAAAGAUGGGCUCCUGUUGGUGCUUGCGAAUUAGACUCUCUCUCAAAUUAUUGUGAUUAUGAAAAUUAUGAUGAAAGAGAGAGACUUCAAAAAUUAGAAGAGGAACAAGAUCAAUUAAAUUCUUCAUUAAUUGCAUUAACAACACAUUUUGCUCAGGUUCAAUUUCGCCUAAAACAAAUAGUCGACGCGACUCCGCAAGAAAAAGAAACACUUUUGAAAGAUCUGGAAGAAUUUGCAUUUAGUGGUAUUCCUGAUAUCAGAGACUAUAAGACUGGUGUACAAUUAACCCAAGCUGUGACUGAACAGGAGCAUGAACAGAAAUUAGCCCAACAAAGAAUUAAGCAAAAAGAAUUAAUAUGUAAACUGAAAAAUCAAUUAGAAGACUUGGAACAGUAUGCAUAUGAGACUGGAGAAGCUGGAAUGCCUCAAAGUAUGAUUUUGGAAAGACAGUCAGUUAUAAUUGAACAGUUGAGAGGAAAAUUACCAAUAGAUUUUGAAAUCGGGGAUCAAAUGAGUCCUGAAGAGUUACGAAUGCAAGUUGAUAAAGCAAUUAGACAGUUGGUUAAUCCUGUAAAAAUGAAAGAACAGUUAGUAGCUCAAUUGAAGACACAGAUAUCUGAUCUAGAAAGAUUUAUUGAAUUUCUUCAAGGCAAAACAAAUGAUGAAGGUCAACAUUGUACUUGUAACUGUCCUGUUCAUAAUGUAAGUAUUAAAGUUAUUUCAAAUAUUACACUAGAGCGUCGAUUAUCCGAAUCAAUUGGGGACUGGGGUUGUUCGGAAAAUCGAUAUUUUGGAUAACUGAUUAUGUACGAAAAAAUAU
This is a messenger RNA of Centruroides sculpturatus (bark scorpion), 907 nucleotides long. Its product is annotated as RUN domain-containing protein 1-like. The transcript is spliced from 7 exons. Lineage: Eukaryota; Metazoa; Arthropoda; Arachnida; Scorpiones; Buthidae. The record is from RefSeq and is a predicted model, not a curated record. The coding region runs from base 16 to 885 and encodes 289 amino acids.